AUGAAGUCUCUCAUUACCUGGGCUACCCUUACAGCCGCAGUCCUCGCUGCAGAUGGAAGAGUUACGUCCGUCCAAUCGGGAUGCGCUCACGACAACUGCCUUAGAAAGGUCAUUGCUGGCAGUUUUACUACUCGGCCCGGUUAUUCCCAUUGCGUCUCUUGGCUCCUAACCACCGUGAUACCCCCUUCGGCAUUAAAAGUGGAAGUGCAGUACACCCUCGCAACAUCGACUGCGACAACAGCAACUGAGACGAAGACUGAAAACUUUAUCACACCGCCCCCAUCCAUCCUAGAGAAGCGCAAUACCGGACAUAUCGAAUAUCUCCAUCUGAAUGAGAAGGGCUUCAAGAAGAAGGUCAAGCGCGCAACGACCUCGUCUUCAAUCGUAAAUUUACCGCCAGACUAUAUCAUCGAGGGCUGUACCGAUCAGGGGGGUACUAGGAGCGCCAGUUUUAGAUAUUCUAGCGCUUGCUCCUGCGUUGGAGCCACUGCCGGUGACCCAUUAAUUGCGGCACAAGGAACUAUUACUUCAGUGCAAGUACUCCCAAGCCCUGACACUAUGUCGAUAGUGUAUCCUACGAAGACAGAAACAGUCUAUGUCUUGAAGGCUUCGGUUUCCGGCGGCAAUUCGGCCGCUUCAGGCAAAUACCUUGCAUCCAGUACGCUUCCGGCCUCUGCCGCAUGGCUCAUCGCUGCCACCGGUUCUGCAGCCGCAGCCGCAGCCGCUCCUACACUUUCCGUUUAUCCAGACUUAAACGGAAAGACCACCUUUGGUGGAAAGCUUAUCGUAGCGAGACAGUCAUCAAGUUAUCCUGAUGUCAGCUUCUUGGAAUUGGUCACUGACAGCCAGCCAAUCCCUGCGAACAAUCUACCCGUUUCCUGUAAAAUCAACCCCGACUAUAGCAUUACUUGCAAGUCUCCCAGUACAAUCGGUGGUCCCGAAAACAGAGGGACAUUAUACCUAACCGGUGGCUCUGGUGGAGGCGCUUACACUUUGCGACUAGUCAAGGACGGCAGUACCCCUCCGAACAAUGACUUUUUCUUAUUUACUUUGAAGCCUCUUCCUCCAACCUAA
Molecule: messenger RNA, 1074 nt
Organism: Orbilia oligospora ATCC 24927
Lineage: Eukaryota; Fungi; Ascomycota; Orbiliomycetes; Orbiliales; Orbiliaceae
Exons: 3
Coding region: 1-1074 (357 amino acids)
Source: RefSeq, a predicted model, not a curated record